UAUAAAUAGAUCACUGGUGUGAGAUCCAAAAGCAUAAACCCCAUUACCACUACAUUUACAAGCUACAGCUCAAGAAGCUUAAUUAGCUUCUCUUACUUAGUUGCCAGUAACAACUAGAUAAGCUAGCUCGGACAUGGAGGUGGAAGCCGGCGCUCAUGGAGACAUGGCGGCGAAGAGCAAGUUCUCGCUGCCGGUGGACUCGGAGCACAAGGCGGAGUCCAUCAGGCUCUUCUCCUUCGCCAACCCACACAUGCGCACCUUCCACCUCUCGUGGAUUUCCUUCUUCACCUGCUUCGUCUCCACUUUCGCCGCGGCGCCUUUGGUGCCUAUCAUCCGCGACAACCUCAACCUCGCCAAGGCCGACAUCGGCAACGCCGGUGUCGCCUCCGUGUCGGGUUCCAUCUUCUCCAGGCUCGCCAUGGGCGCCGUGUGUGACCUCCUUGGUCCGCGGUAUGGGUGCGCCUUCCUCGUGAUGCUCUCGGCGCCCACCGUGUUCUGCAUGUCGCUCAUCGACGACGCGGCGGGGUACAUCACGGUGCGGUUCCUCAUCGGCUUCUCCCUCGCGACCUUCGUGUCGUGCCAGUACUGGAUGAGCACCAUGUUCAACAGCAAGAUCAUCGGCACCGUCAACGGCCUCGCCGCCGGGUGGGGCAACAUGGGCGGUGGAGCCACACAGCUCAUCAUGCCGCUCGUCUUCCACGCCAUCCAAAAGUGUGGUUCCACGCCCUUUGUAGCAUGGCGCAUCGCCUACUUCGUGCCGGGGAUGAUGCACAUCGUGAUGGGGAUCCUGGUGCUCACCAUGGGGCAGGACCUCCCCGAUGGCAACCUCAGGAGCCUCCAGAAGAAGGGAAAUGUCAACAAGGACAAGUUCUCCAAGGUGCUCUGGGGCGCCGUCACCAACUACCGGACAUGGGUCUUCGUGCUCCUCUACGGCUACUGCAUGGGUGUCGAGCUCACCACCGACAACGUCAUCGCCGAGUACUACUACGACCACUUCCACCUUGACCUCCGCACCGCCGGCACCAUCGCCGCCUGCUUCGGCAUGGCCAACAUCGUGGCACGCCCCGCCGGAGGCAUCCUCUCUGACUUCGGCGCCCGCUACUUCGGCAUGCGCGCUCGCCUCUGGAACAUCUGGAUCCUCCAGACGGCCGGCGGCGCUUUCUGCCUUUGGCUCGGCAGCGCUACCGAGCUCCCGGCCUCCGUCACCGCCAUGGUCCUCUUCUCCAUCUGUGCCCAGGCCGCUUGCGGCGCCAUCUUUGGGGUCGCCCCCUUCGUGUCCCGGCGGUCUCUCGGCAUCAUCUCCGGGAUGACCGGCGCCGGCGGGAACGUGGGCGCGGGGCUCACGCAGCUUCUCUUCUUCACAUCGUCGAGCUACUCCACCGGCAAAGGGCUGCAGUACAUGGGCAUCAUGAUCAUGUGCUGCACGCUGCCGGUGGCGCUGGUGCACUUCCCGCAGUGGGGAUCCAUGUUCUUCCCCGCCAAGUCCGGCGCCACCGAGGAGGAGUACUACGCCGCCGAGUGGUCGGAGGAGGAGAAGAGCCAGGGGCUCCACCUCGCCGGCCAGAAGUUCGCCGUGAACAGCCGGUCGGAGCGCGGCAGCAGGCACAACGCCGUCCUCGCCGAUGCCGCCACGCCACCAAACAACACGCCCCAGCACGUAUAAGACGUUGUUGUGCAUAUAUAAUGCACAUCGUAUAUGUAUGUACGCCUGCAUGAAUUUUCAUUUCCGUAAGUAUAUAUAUAUACAGACUUUAAUUAUAUGUAGGUAAUGACGAAAAAGUGUAUGGAUCGACCCAUGCAUGUGUGGAUGUGCAUGCAGGGCGAGCGAGGGUAUUUGUACCGGUGUCCAAAAGUUAAAUUGUGUAUGUGAAGUGAAGAGAGCUCUGGAUUUUUUUUUUAA
Molecule: messenger RNA, 1900 nt
Organism: Brachypodium distachyon (stiff brome)
Lineage: Eukaryota; Viridiplantae; Streptophyta; Magnoliopsida; Poales; Poaceae
Product: high-affinity nitrate transporter 2.1
Exons: 1
Coding region: 134-1663 (509 amino acids)
Biological process (GO): cellular response to nitrate; nitrate transmembrane transport
Cellular component (GO): plant-type vacuole membrane; plasma membrane
Molecular function (GO): nitrate transmembrane transporter activity
Source: RefSeq, a predicted model, not a curated record